This is a messenger RNA of Batrachochytrium dendrobatidis JAM81, 1297 nucleotides long. RefSeq lists its product as uncharacterized. The transcript is spliced from 5 exons. NCBI's taxonomy places the organism in Eukaryota, Fungi, Chytridiomycota, Chytridiomycetes, Rhizophydiales. The record is from RefSeq and is a predicted model, not a curated record. Bases 39 to 1250 code for a protein of 403 amino acids.
CGCGAUGUGAGCUAAAACUAUCGGAUUUUUUAGACCAAAUGGCAAUGGAGGUUGAGAUCCCCAAUGAGCAGAUUGACAAGUUUACAAAGUAUUUUAACCAAGAUACGCUGGCGGCAGAGAUUGACAAGUUGCAUGGGCUUGAGCCAGUUUUACACAGAUAUCGCGAUGUAAAGCUUAGCGGGCUAAAAAGAACUUUAGGAUCUACUUUAGCAGUGGUGAAUGUAAAAAGUUCCAUUGACUCGCUUUUGAAUCGAGUCAGAUUUCUAGAGUCGUGCGGACAAGGACGAGAGAGAGAGGUGAAUGCUAUUCUAGAGAUUGCCACCAAUCAGAUGAAGGAUAUCAUGUCAAAAUAUACGGCCUGUGUCGAUCAUAUUGAUGCCAAGAUUAUGGAAAAAUGUGAGGACAAACUCACUGUGGUUGAAGAUAAAAUUCUUCGGGUUGUUAGGGACGAUCUAUCUUUUAUCAAGGAAUUGCCUGUAAAAUUAUCACAUCUGACAUCUGCUCCCAUUACCGCUCCAAGUACACCUAUUAGUACGAAUCUGACGGAUCAGUCUCAGGUCAACAAAUUGGGACAGGAGGAUUUGUCUGAGCAAGUAGACAAUAGUCGAAAAUUAACUGCGGCAGUUAGUGCAGUCAAAUCUACUCCAGGAUCUGUCAAGAUUGGAAUAGUCAAAUCGCCUAUUGGGAAACUAUCUACACCUCAACAGGCUCUAGCAGCAUCCUUGGCUCGGUUAGAAUGCCUUUUAGCAAAUAGAAAUACCAAGUUUCCUCAAACAAGUGCCGAGAUGGCGGCGCAAAUAAUCAGGGAAACAAAAAGCACUCUAGACAAGGCAUUGGACAAAUCUCUUUCUACAGAUGCCGAGACGGGAUCGCACACUGAGCCUAUACUCACGAUGGCUGAUACCAGAUCUGAAGAAAGUACAGUACAUUUAGGAGCAUCCAUUGUUCUUGAUCCUGCUCCUGAAUCAUAUGCUGUCAAGACAGCCUUGCAGAAACAACAAAAUACACAAGAUCAGCGCCUUCCAGUUCUUCCCAGAAAGGUAUCCGAGUCUCAGACUGAUACUUUCAAUGCAACUGUAUCUGAUGUCAGUGCAGUGGUCAAGACACAAGAGUCGGUCAUGGAACUGGAACCAUUGGAGAAAACUUUACAGAAAAGUGUUCAAGAGGACGAGGGUAAACUGGUUGAAACAGAGCAAGGCAUCAAGGCCUUGAAUGCCAACCACACCUCGACUGAAGAGAAUCCCUGGUAGUUUAUUGAUACUGCAUUGAAAUAGAUAAAGGAUGCAGAUUAUACCAC